This is a messenger RNA of Dimorphilus gyrociliatus, 2884 nucleotides long. The record is from the annotation of a GenBank genome assembly. Lineage: Eukaryota; Metazoa; Annelida; Polychaeta; Dinophilidae.
GAUGAGCCACAAACUGUUUCAAUUACAUAAACUGGAUGCUAUUCGUUGCUUUAGAUUCUAUAGUACUCAAUGGUCUUCUAAUAGCAUACGUACAACUUUCAUCGAAUACUUUAAAAAAUAUGACCAUGAAUAUGUUCAUUCUUCUUCGGUGUUACCUCGGAAAGGAGAUGGAACAUAUUUCGUUAAUGCUGGAAUGAAUCAAUUCAAAUCAAAGUUCCUUGGUACUGUUCAGUCUGAUAGUUAUUUUUAUGAUAUGAAAAGAGUCGUAAAUAGUCAAAAAUGUAUAAGGGUAGGAGGAAAGCAUAAUGAUCUUGAUGAAGUGGGACAAGAUUUUCGCCAUCACACUUUUUUUGAAAUGCUUGGAAGUUGGUCUUUUGGGGAUUACUUCAAAGAGGAAGCUUGUUUUAUGGCCUGGGAUUUAUUAACUAAUGUUUAUAAAAUUCCUCCUAAUCGAUUAUAUGUUACCUAUUUUGGUGGAGAUGCUGAAAUGCAAAUACCACCCGAUCUACAUUGCCUAGAAAUAUGGAGAAAUCUUGGGGUACCGGAGGACAGAAUAAUUCCAUGUGGCAAAAUAGAUAAUUUCUGGGAUAUGGGUGAAACAGGACCCUGUGGUCCCUGCACAGAAAUCCAUUAUGAUUUCAUUCCUGAUAGAAACGCAUCUCAUUUAGUUAAUGUUGAUGAUAGAACGAUAAUUGAAUUAUGGAAUUUGGUUUUCAUGCAAUAUAAUAGACAAAAGGACCAAAAGAUAGUUCCUCUGCCUCAAAACCAUGUAGAUACCGGUAUGGGUUUAGAACGAAUAACUGCUGUUUUACAAGGAGUAACUUCCAACUAUGAUACUGAUUUAUUUGUACCAAUUUUCAAGGAAAUUGCCUCCAAAAGCUCAACAUCAUUAUAUAACGGAACAAUAGGAAAGGACGAUAUAGGCGGUAUAGAUACAGCGUAUAGAAUUGUAGCCGACCAUUUACGAAUGGCUACGGUUGCAAUAAGCGAUGGACUUAUUCCAGAUAGAAAAGAUUUAGGAAGUAAACUUAGAAACGUGAUUUUUCGAGCUGUUAAUCAAUCAUCCAACGUAUUAAAUUUACCUCAAGGAUCCCUAUCUUCAUUGGUUUAUGUUAUUGGCGAUAUAUUAGAAGAAGGAUUCCCUGAAAUAAAGAAGAAUAUAAAACAAGUUGCGGAAGUAAUUGAUAAUACGGAAGAAGAUUAUUUAAAAAAGAAAAUGAUUGGUCAAAAAUGUCUUCAUAAGGCGAUACAAAAAUUCAAACCAACUGAAUCAAAGUUAACCUGUAAACAAAUGAUUGAUAUUCAUGAAGGAAAUUUUGGUUUUACUGUAUCGAGCGAUAUUUUACAUGAUAUAUGCCAAGAAUUUGGAAUUGACUGUGAAUGGGGAAAGAUAAAGUUACAGCAGAACGAUAUUAUGAAACUAAAAGAUCAAAAUGUUGAAUUAACUGACGAUUCUGCAAAAUAUGAUAGAACCCUCAUAGAUAAAUUCUCAAGUAGCAUUGUGGGAAUUUAUAAAAAUGAAAAUUUUAUAGAUAAAAUAAAAGCCGAGGAUGAAGUGUGUGGUUUAAUUAUGGAUAAGUCUUGCUUUUAUGCUGAAUCAGGAGGUCAAGUUGCAGAUUUAGGCUUGAUUAAAAGCCGGAAAGGCACUUUUAAGGUAUUAGAUGUUCAAAAAACUCAUGACUAUGUUUUGCAUUAUGGAAAAAUAAUUGAUGGAGAAUUCUCAGUCAAUGAUGAAGUUGAAUGUCAGCUAGAUUUUGUAGGAAAAGAUAGAAGGAAUUCAUGCUCUAGAGCUCAUACUGCUACUCAUAUAAUAAAUUUUGCUCUUAAUAAGGCUUUGGGAAACGUUCAUCAAAGAGGUUCAUAUGUUGAUGAGGAUAGAUUGUCGUUUGAUUUCUAUUGUUCAAAGAGAAAAAUUCGCUCAGAGGAUUUGGAAGAAAUUGAGUCUAUCACUAACGACAUUUUGAGUAAAGGUUAUAACGUCAAAGUUCUGAAUGUUCCCUUCAAGGAAGCUUUUGAUAUGGAAGGAGUAAGGAUGCUCCAAGACGAAGAUUAUCCCUCAACUGUUCGUCUUGUGACAGUUGGAAAAAAUAUAGACUGUGAAGAGCUGAAGAAUGGCUUGGCUGAAGAAUAUUCUGUAGAGUUGUGUGGUGGAACACACGUUGAAAAUACCAGACAAAUUGAUGAUAUUGUUAUUACAAACAUUGAGGGUCAAGCGCAAGGGUUGAAGAGAUUAAUCGCAGUUACUGGCCAAGCAGCUUCUGAGGCUAGAAUAAAUGCUGCAUCUCUGCUAGAAAGAUAUAGUAAACUUCAAAAGUUUGUUCUCAUAAACAAGGAUGUUGAAGCCAUCGAAAAGGAGAGAUCAGACGUCUUGAAGUCGCUCUUUCAUGGUCCAACUUUACCGAAAAUAACUAGAGACGAAGUAAAAAAGAUGCUAGAAGAAUUACAACAUACAGUUAUAAAUAAACUUAAGAAGGAGGGAAGGGUAACAUCUUUCUUUAAGAAGAUCAAAGAUCUUGUGAACGCAGCAAAUUCUUCUGAAAAACCUUUUGCCGCAGGAGAAUUGGAAUACAGAAAUGCCAGAGAUGUAGUCAAAAUAUUAGCAGAUAAAGAAUAUAAUAAACCAAUAUUCAUAUUCUCCAAGUCGAAAAGACCAAAUAACCCACAGCAAUGCGUUUGUUACGUUCCCCAGCAUCAUAAGUGGUUUACAGCGAGGGAAAUAUCUCAUGAAAUUUGUACUGCUGUCAAAGGCGAAUGGCGAAUUCCUAAUAAACACGACCGACGUCAACUAAUAUUUGUAUUAAAUUUCGAUACUACAUGCACCGAUAAAGCUAUCGAAGUAGUGGAGGAAAUAUGUCGUAAUAAAGGUCGGAAUAUAUACAGGUGA